CUUUUGUCGGAUUGAAGUGCCGUUUGAGGCAAAAUGAAGCUCGUGUCAAGCUCUACACAUCCAUACAAGCAAUUUUAGAUUUUGUGCCCCUUUGGAUUUCGAAUCUUGAGACCCAUUUUUUAGGGUUUUGGUGUAAUCUUGAGGUAGGGGCAUCUUAAUCCACUCUCUUCUUGUUCCAUUGUCUUGGAAAAGAACCGGUGAACGACAACCCACCUCAAACUUGAGCGAUACUAGAAGCUCACUUCUGUGUCUUUUGUAUAUCUCCCAUUAUUUUUGCAAAGCACUAAAAGUGUGAAGGUGUAUAUGUAUAUUUUGCAAAACUUUGUCAUGUAAUGUAAUUAAGGCAUUUGAUGAUAUUUUGAAUGUGAAUUUGAUAACAUGUAAACCUUAUUGAUGAAUGGGGAGAGUAAUACUAGUUUGAAGUAUUAUUGAGGUCAUUUGAUUGUGUAUUAUCAUCUACUAUUGCUGUGAAUUCGGAAUUUGAGCCAUGAUAGGUUAAAAAUGAAUUUAAACAGGUUGUGAUAGGCCUAUUUUUAGGGGAGGUCAUGCCGAAAUUUUUUUUUUUUUUUUUUUUUUUAAAAAGUAUUAGUUUUGAGUCGUUACAAUAUGAUAUAUAUAUAUAUAUUCUUGAAUAAAGAGAAGAAAAAGUGAUCCUACGAACACCGGUGUGUUACCAGUGGAGUAGGCUCCGACGAACAAGUCAGUGUGAAUGAUAAUCUCCCUGGAGAAAUCGAGAAAUUGAGUUAAGGUUUAUUGCGUACCUCAAAACGUUGAUUCCCCCGCCUUUUUUAUAGGGCUUAGGUUAAGAUGUCACGUAGAAUAACCUUAUUGUAAUCUGUAGACUUAAUCCUCAUCGUAAUCUUUAAUCCUUAUCACAAUCUUUAAUCAUUAUCGUAAUCUGUAAAGCCUAUCUCAAUCUGUAAUUCUUAUCGUAAUCUGCAGAGCCUAUCUCAAUAGUGCGUUAAUUUAGUAAUCUUCUCUUAAUUAUGGAUAUUUAAAUUAUACAUCCAUCACCAACCAUAUGAUAAUUGAUCCAUUAUGGAAAUUAACUAUAAUAUUUACUUUGCUCAUUCAAGGAAGGAAGAUAAUCAUUCUCAAAACUGGAAGUUUGAGGACAUAUAUAUGUAUAGUACUGGUGCUCAUGGUAUUGUUUCUCAACUUACAAAGUGAUUUUGACAGCUCCAAUGUUUCUGACAUUUAUUAUUGUAUCCCGAGCAUGUAUUAUUUCCUUCUCCACACAGGCACGUACAACAUUCGUUUUCCUUCUUGAAUUUUCAUAAUUCUGGUUUUCUGGAGUUAUGUUUCAAAAGUGUGUUUCCAUCCUCAUCACUCGCUUGUAUUGACUGCAAAAUAUACUAAGCCAAUUUGCAAAUUACAAUUACCACCAAGAGUUAAUAUCUCCUCAAUAAUCAAUGUAGAUGUGUGAGUUAUACCAAGAUAAAUAAAUGCAAUUAUCAAUUCAAAAAAUCAUUACUACGUAUAACUUUAAUGUUCUAGGUCGGAAUCCCUUUAGAACUAUAACCUAGAUAACAAAAUACAAAAGUCAUUAGUUCUUCAAAUUUAACUUUCGAAUUGAGAUGUUUUCAAACCCGCGUGAUUAAAUAUGAAUAAAUCAUAACUCUCGUCAUGAGAGAGCUAUUCAACCUAAGCGGUAACCUCUUUUCUCUCAAUGAGAAGGGGUCCAAUCCCAUAUGGACAUUUAACGAGUUUAUGUACUUUUCAAAUUUCCCUUUGCAUUUUCUAAGGUGUAGUCAAUGCUCCACCUUCCUGGCUUCUUCCAUGUAUUAGAAUGUAGAAAUUUUUAUUGCCAUACUGCUAAUUAUGAUCCUAGCUGGCAAGGUCAUUCCAUCUGAGACGCCCACAAACGCUGAAAUUCUGUGUGGUCCAAAGAAAUGCUGGUCCAAGCAAUGUUCUUCUGCUCCUUCAACAAAGAAAACGCGUAUGCAAAAGGAUUAAGAAAAUAUAUGGUAGUUAUGAAAUUCUUUAGCUGAUAAAGGAAAAGUAUACAAAGACUCAUUCAACAAAUCUCAAGUCUUGAUCCGAAAUUACAAAUUUAUCAAUUAUAUAUACACAAUUGAUAUGUGCAUAUGUAGUAAGCCUACUGAUCUGCAAGCUUAAUCAAAUCAUCCAAAAAUCUUUCCCAUCUUUAGUACUGCAUCAUGCUCUGCGAUUACAGUGCUCUUGUAAAAUUACCUAAGCUUCUCUAUAUUUUCUUCGUGAUAACCUUUUUCUUUUUUCUCAUUAUCCCUCAUGCAACUCCACUAGAAUUCAACAUCCCUGAAAUCACAAGCAAUGAUCUGAACACCAAGAUAAAAAUCUACCAGAACGCUUAUGUCUCAUCACAAGGCCUCCAAGUCACCCCAAACGAGCUUGGUGAAGCGCGAGCGCAUAAAGUUGGUCGAGCCACGUACAUCGAAUCUCUGCACCUUUGGGACAAUGCAUCUCAAAACCUGGCAGACUUUGUCACCCAUUUCUCCUUUGUCAUGAGUUCAGAUGGACUUAAAAACCAAGGCGAUGGGCUUGCAUUCUUCCUUAUUUCCAACGUUUCAGAUUUUAAUGAUGUCCCUGUCACACGAGGAAGUGGCCUUGGUCUUCCAGUCGACAAUGUUACAAUGAGCUCUUCCACUAAUCCAUUUGUUGCUGUGGAGUUCGACACUUACAGGAAUGGUGCUUUUGAUCCAUACACCAACACCGGCGCUCAUGUAGGUAUCAAUGUUAACUCUAUGAAAUCUGUUAACACUUCAAUAUGGAAAGGUAAUAUCACUCGAGGGGAUGAAAAUGAAGCUUGGAUUACUUAUAAUUCUACUUCAAAAACCCUGUGGGUUCGCUUCACUAGUUAUUUUAAUAAUACCAAAGUUCAACAAGGUAACCUUAGUCAUGAAGUUGAUCUGCGCAAGUACUUAACGGAAUGGGUUACUUUUGGCUUCUCAGCCUCAACGGGGGACUCUUUUGAGACGCAUACAGUUAAAUCAUGGAAUUUCAGUUCUACAGAUCCGGCGCCGGUGACAGCAAGCCCCAAAGGAAACAAGGAAAACAAGACAGCACUAGUGGUGGGAUUAAGUGUUGGCUCAUGUGUACUUUUGGGUGGUGGAUUGUGUUUGAUUGCCAUUUGCUUGCGGAAGAAAAGGAGUAGAGGAAACGAAGAAGAUGCGGAAUUUGUCUUUGAACUAUCCAUGGAUGAUGAAUUCGAGAAGGGUAUUGGACCAAAGAAGUUCUCCUACAGUGAAUUGGCUCAUUCGACUAACAACUUUGAUGAGGAAGAAAAGCUUGGAGAGGGAGGGUUUGGUGGGGUUUAUAGAGGUUUCUUGAGGGAGUUGGACUCUUAUGCUGCUGUGAAGAGGGUGUCAAGAGGUUCUAAGCAAGGGCUUAAAGAGUAUGGAUCAGAAGUUAAGAUCAUUAGUAGAUUGAGGCAUAAGAAUCUAGUGCAGCUCAUUGGUUGGUGCCACGAAAGGGAUGAGCUACUACUCGUUUACGAAUUCAUGCCAAAUGGGAGCUUAGAUUCCCAUCUUUUCAAUGGAAAAAGCUUAUUGACAUGGGCGAUGAGGUACAAAAUUGUCCACGGCUUGGCAUCUGCUUUACUUUAUCUUCAAGAAGAGUGGGAAGAAUGCGUGCUGCAUAGGGAUAUUAAAUCAAGUAACAUUAUGUUGGAUUCAAAUUUUAAUGCCAAACUUGGGGAUUUUGGGCUAGCCAGGCUUGUUGACCAUGAAAAAGGAUCGCAAACAACUAUUUUGGCAGGGACAAUGGGGUACAUGGCUCCUGAAUGUGUCAUUAGGGGCAAGUCUAGUAAGGAAUCAGACGUCUACAGCUUUGGAAUCGUUGCACUGGAAAUAGCAUGUGGGAGAAAACCCAUUAAUCUUCAAUCAAGACUGGUGGAGUGGGUUUGGGACCUCUAUGGAACAGGAGAGCUUCUUGAAGCAGUAGAUCCCAAAUUAUGUGCCGAUUUUGAUGAGCAAGAGAUCAAAUGUUUGAUGAUUGUUGGGCUUUGGUGUGCUCAUCCUGAUUACAAUCUCAGGCCUUCAAUUAGACAGGCAAUUCAUGUGCUUAAUUUUGAAACUCCACUUCCCAUUCUCCCAUCAAAGAUGCCCGUACCAACAUAUCUUGCCCCUGAUCCAGUGAAUACACCUGUUUCUUCAUUUCCAUUAUCCUUCGAUACCACUGUCUCUGAGAGUAACCAAAUCCAUUAUUCGAGCGACAGUUACAAUACUGAUUCCUCAAAGCUUACCACGUCUUCUACAAUUUCCUCUGCAACUGCAUCUCUUUUGCAUACACGGUAAGGUGAUUUGAAGAAUAUCAAGUUCAUGAUUGUCAUGUAAUUGAGGUCUAUUGUAUUGGACUUCUGCAUUAUUUUUUCUCUCUUUUGUUCUUUCGUUUCUUUAGCAUGGUAAAAGUUUUUUAAUUUUCAUAUAAA
Messenger RNA from Cornus florida, 4408 nucleotides. Its product is annotated as L-type lectin-domain containing receptor kinase IX.1-like. The coding region runs from base 2160 to 4274 and encodes 704 amino acids. Gene Ontology annotation, biological process: protein phosphorylation. Gene Ontology annotation, molecular function: ATP binding; protein kinase activity; carbohydrate binding. Lineage: Eukaryota; Viridiplantae; Streptophyta; Magnoliopsida; Cornales; Cornaceae. The record is from RefSeq and is a predicted model, not a curated record. Gene Ontology annotation, cellular component: plasma membrane. The transcript is spliced from 2 exons.